AAUGUUUGUUUCAUUUUAAUUUAUAAUUUAAGGAUUUUUUUUUUGAGAAAAUGGGCAAAGAAAACUGCUGCUGGGAAGAUUUAAAAGUAAAAAAAAGUGAAUGCAUUUUAUAAAUCACUUAAUCAUUCAUUUGUAUUUUUUAAAUAAAUGAGUUCCAGAGCCACAUUUCAGCAGCAGUAACAUCUGGGACUGAGUUUGGAGACUCCACCUCUGCUUGCAUUUCAGAAGGGCGACUCCUGUCAGGAUUCAUAGCAGGGGUGGGUGGGCCGCGCAUGCGCAGUGCGGUCCAUCCUUGGAUCUGCGGCAGGAAAGGCGCAGCGGAGAAAAAAAAAGAAAAAAAAGACGGGGGGGAGAAAUGUAGAGAAGAAAAAAGACGGUCAUGGACUCCUGCGGCUGCUGUAGCUCCUCUGUCGGACUGACUUCUGCCGCUGGACCGUAACUCCCCGUAUGUUGGGGGAAAGGAGGAGAAAAACGUCGAGGAAUGGAGGGAAUCUUCACUGAACUCUACAGGGUUAAACCACAUUAAAAAGUGAGGAUGGUGUUCAUUUAACGGAUACGCAGCCCUGUAUCCGCCACGCGUAAACUUUUAUUUAUUCCAUAUUUUUGUUAGGAGAUUUUUUUUAUCAUUAUUUUUUGUGAGCGGGAUGUCAGGAGCUCCUCCGGUUGACUGAGCCCCCGGCAGCGGGACACAGACAGAAGACGAUGGGAGAUGCGGCAGAUGACAGAGGGAUGAGAAGGACCUUCAUCGUCCCCGCCAUCAAGAGCUACGACCACUACGACUUCACCAGAGCCAAGAUCUCAUGCAGCCUGACGUGGCUGGUGGCCAAAGCGUUCGGCUCGGACGUGGUGCCAGAAGAGCUGGCUGAACCCUUCUACAAGGACCAGUACAACCAGGAGCACCUGAAGCCCCCGGUCGCCUGCCUGCUUCAGUCCGCCGAGCUCUACUGCCGCGCCGGCAGCCUCAUCCUGCGCAGCGAUGCCGUCAAACCUUUGCUGGGACACAAUGCCGUCAUUCAGGCCUUGGCCCAGAAGGGCCUGUAUGUCACCGAUCAGGACAGACUGGUCACAGAGAGGGACCUGACGUCCACGCCCAUACACAUGAGUUCUCAUCUGGCGCUCAUCGACACCCUGAUGAUGGCGUACACCGUGGAGAUGGUGAGCACGGAGAGGGUGAUGUCCUGCAUCAACAGGUACUCGUCUCCUGAAUCCCUGCACAGCGAGGCACUUUUCCAGGAGAUGCCCUACGACACCGAGGACGCAAUCGUCACCUGGAUCAACAAGGUGAAUGAACAGCUGCGGGACAUCCUCGUGGAGGAGCAGCGGCUAAAAGAGUCGUCCCAUCAGGAGGCCAACCCCACGACGCACAAAAUCAGCCUCAGUCAGGAAAAGGAAUUGAUCACACAAUUUCUGCUAAAGGCUCGGUACAGGAGGGAGCAUGCCCAGAAGAGCGCUCCAUCGCUCCCCCUGGUGGAGAACCUGCUGAAGGACAACACCGACGGCUGCGCCCUCACUGCCCUUCUGCACUUCUACUGCCCGCAGGCUGUCAGGAUGGAAGACAUCUGCCUGAAGGAGACCAUGUCUCUGGCUGACAGUCUGUACAACCUCCAGCUGGUGCAAGAGUUUUGCAGGAAUAACCUCAACCGCUGCUGCCACUUCAGCCUGGAGGACAUGCUCUACGCUCACGCCUCAAUAAAGAGUAACUACCAGGUGUUUAUGGCGGAGCUCUUCUGGUGGUUUGAAGUGGUGAAACCCUCGUUUGUCCAGCCCAGAGUCUUCAAUCCCAACGCCUGUGAGACCUCGUCCUCCUGUAGAGAAGUGGCUCCUGUGUCCAGUCCCAUCAAACAGAGUUAUGCAGACAGACCUUCAGGCCAAGAAAAUCUAUCUCCUGAAGGUGAAAUGAGAAGAUCCAGCUCCAUGUCCUUUGUGGAUGGCUGUGCGGGGACGUGGCCCAAAGGGAAACCCUCUUCCUCUCGGGGAAUUUCCUUUGAGAUUCCCUUAGACGGAGACCCGGCGCUGCUGCCCUGCGAAGCUCCUUCUCUGCGCGGGAUGAGCCGCUCAGCCAGCAGCGACGGUCUGGGGUUCAAAAUUCACUAUGCAGCCCGAGGAGGCAUGAAACGCCAACCCUCAGCCACGCCCGUCAGCGUGAACGGCCAGCACAUACCUGAGGAGGAGGAGGACUUCACUACCCACAAGCCCUUGGAGCGGAACAACACAUUUUCAAUUAAGAGUCAAAACAGGUACUCCAACGGGGUCCUACCAGACAACAGUAAACACCAUGGAGGCCACAUGAGCCCCUCAACUCCCCCAAGCAUCGAAGAGGCUCUCAAGAUCAUCCACGACACCGAGAGGCCUCAUGCCAGCCUCGGUGUUGGCGAUGGAGACAAUAGCUUCUUUCUCCACGGCGUGGAACCUUCACCGCCUUCAGGGGCUCAAGCUGCCGAAGACGACCCAGUUUCUGCCAAAGCACAUCUACACGACCGCGAUCCCAACUCCGCCUCCACCGACGAAGUGGAUACGGGAAUUCAUGUGCGAACCGAAGACAUCCAGAGCCUGGAUGAGGACUCUUCAUCUCUGAGAGAUUAUUCAGACAUAGACCCAGACUGUGAGGCCGUGACCCGCUCGUGCCCGCUGCCCGCCAGGCAGGAGCGAAGCCGAGACGGAGUCGGAGAGGCCAACCCAGAGGGCUCGAGAGGGACCGGUGAAGACAGAGACAGCCCCUGUGCCGGUUCAGCACCCACACUCCCCAGAUCACACACUCUAAGUCCCGCCUCGUCGGUGGGUGGAGCCGGAGGAGGCCUGGUGCGGAUGACAAGCUUCGCAGAGCAGAAGUUCAGGAAGUUGGAGGGAAGGAGCAGCGGAGGAACCACACCAGACAGCUCCGAUCUUAAUGUUCCAUACACACACAAACCCGUUUCUUCUCAGUUCUCCACACCUCCACUGCCAAUCACCUCCUCGGUAACUCCGUCACCCAGAGACCCCUCCCACCUCAUAGCCUCAGAAAUGAUUCAGCUCCGGAUGAAGCUUGAAGAAAAACGCCGAGCCAUUGAAGCCCAGAAGAAAAAGGUGGAAGCUGCUUUCACUCGCCAUCGCCAGAAAAUGGGCAGAACAGCCUUUCUGAAUAUCGUGAAAAGGAAAGGUGUGACAGCUCCUCCUGGUUCAGGGGGAGCUGCAACGGACUCCUCAAAGAGGAGCAGCCAGGCGAGCGUAGAGCAGACUGAGAGGUGCAAACCAGAUGGAGCCGCUCCAAAGUCUCCCUUUGAAGACGCUGGUGUGGCCCCGGGAGAAGCCGACCUCGCAGAAUACACUCGCUCCAUUGAGAGGCUGAACACGUCUCUGGGCUUCCUGCAGACCGAGAUGCAGCGCUUGGCCCAACAGCAGGAGAAGAUCAUGGCCAUGAGAGACACACCGCAGCAGUCCUGGGUCAUUUCUCCCCCUGCUCCGUCUCCACACAGACAGCUUCGGGAGCUGCGUAGCAGCAGCGUAACGAGUCGAGGGUCAGGUCGAGGCUCUGUUGGGUCUUUAUCUCCCAUCCUGUCCUCCUAUGGUUCUCAUCGGGCCACCAGCCAAGCCCCUGCUGGCAUCAAGCGACGGCCAGCCUCCUUCCACGCCAGAACACCCCGAACUCCUCGUCCGAACGAUGUAAAGGUCACCCCCUUCAGCCGGAUGCUCAACACCCCCACCUCAGUGGACAGUUUACCCCGACUGAGGCGCUUCAACCCCAGCCAAACCCAGAGCAGCUCGUUUGCCUAUCUGGGUCACAACGAGCGGCCUGGAGAAGUUAAAGACAGCGCUAAGAGCAAAGAGGAAACAUUAUUUAACGCAGGAGAGUCAGCCAAAGAAAAGGAAGAGGAGAGGGCGGAGUCUAACAGAGACGUCCAACAGCCUAAAACAGCAGAGGUGUUGCACCAGCCGGUCCAAAGUAACACAGACAGACAGGUUCAGGGAGAACCCCAGGAGAGGAGCGACCUGGUGGAGGUGCCUCUGUCUGAGCCGAAGCCUCCUCUGACGGCUGGAGAGGGAGACAUGGGAGGAGAACAGUACAGAGAAGACCAGAAGAUGUGCUGCGGAUUCUUUUUUAAGGAUGAUGAAAAAGAGGAAAAAGACAUGGCAGCCAAGAAAGCGGCUCUCCUGGAGAAGAGGCUGAGGAGAGAAAAGGAGGCGCAGGAGAAGAAGCAACAGCAGGAGCUGGACCAGGAGCAGAAGAAGGAAGCAGCUCGGUUAAAGGCGGAGGAGGAGCAGCAGAAGAAAGACGAUGACAAGGCAAGAAAAGACUACAUCAAGAACGAAUACAUGAGAAGAAAGCAGCUCAAACUGAUGGAGGACAUGAAUGAAGUCAUCAAGCCUCGGUCAGGAAGUCUCAAGAAAAAGCCCCGCCCCAAAUCCAUCCACAGAGACGUGGUGGAGUCCUCUGCUCCGUCCGUGAGGCUGACAGGGGUGCGUCCUCGAGGCUUCUCCGUGUCGAGCGUCUCUUUGGCGUCACUCAAUCUGGCUGACAAUGACAGAGAUCAGUCAGACAAUAGGAAGAACAGCAGAGGCAAAAAGCUAGCUUCUGACCAUGUCCCGUUUUAUUUAAGCUCUCCCAAAGAACGAAAGAAAAGGCCGGACUCCGCUGAAGGCUUUUCCUCGUGUCCUUCUGCUGGAAGUCGUAAUGGAGAGAAAGAUUGGGAAAACGACUCCACAACCUCCUCCACUCCCUCCAACACUGAAUACACAGGACCUAAACUGUAUAAGGAACCCAGUGCUAAAUCCAACAAACACAUCAUCCAGAACGCUUUGGCUCACUGCUGCUUGGCUGGUAAAGUCAAUGAAGGACAGAAAAACAAGAUACUGGAUGAAAUGGAAAAAUCCGAGGCCAAUAACUUCUUGGUGCUCUUCCGUGACUCGGGAUGCCAGUUCAGGUCCAUCUACACAUACUGCCCCGAGACGGAGGAGAUGACCAGACUGGCCGGCAUCGGUCCCAAAAGCAUCACGCCCAAGAUGAUUGAAGCUCUGUAUAAGUACAACUCUGACAGGAAGCAGUUCAGCCAGAUCCCAGCCAAAACCAUGUCCGCCAGCGUGGACGCCAUCACCAUCGCCAGCCAUCUGUGGCAGACCAAGAAGCAGGGGACACCUAAAAAGCACCCAAAGUAGCCCCCAGACCGGGGCACAAUAGGAAUAGACACUAGACUUUUUAUUAUUGCAAGGACGCACAUCAGAUGUUAGGAAGCUGACGGUGGCGCUGCAGGUGUGUGCUUGUCAGCAUGUCAGUCGAUGUUCUCGUGUGCCAAAAAAAGAAAACAGGCGAGUCAUGCCUUAACUAGUUGAACCACUGAAGCACUGAAUGUCAGGCCUCUCUGAGGCAGUUUGGGUUCUCUCCGUUGAUCAUGUGUGGCCUUACGCUUGUUUUAUGGAUUCAUCUACAGUAUUGGUUUUCCUUUGUCUGUCUUAGUGUUAACACACAUCUGAGGUCAGAUUUUGUCUGUGCAUCGCUUUGAUGAGAUCAUGUAUGUUUGCUUUUGUACAUGUCACUGAUGGGCUAAUAAAAAAGCUCCAGCUUC
Oryzias melastigma (Indian medaka) is the source of this 5537-nucleotide messenger RNA. RefSeq names its product calmodulin regulated spectrin-associated protein family, member 2b (gene camsap2b). NCBI's taxonomy places the organism in Eukaryota, Metazoa, Chordata, Actinopteri, Beloniformes, Adrianichthyidae. Gene Ontology annotation, molecular function: calmodulin binding; microtubule minus-end binding; spectrin binding. Bases 703 to 5130 code for a protein of 1475 amino acids. The transcript is spliced from 23 exons. The record is from RefSeq and is a predicted model, not a curated record. Gene Ontology annotation, biological process: cytoplasmic microtubule organization; negative regulation of microtubule depolymerization; neuron projection development. Gene Ontology annotation, cellular component: microtubule minus-end.